Molecule: messenger RNA, 5877 nt
Organism: Callithrix jacchus (white-tufted-ear marmoset)
Lineage: Eukaryota; Metazoa; Chordata; Mammalia; Primates; Cebidae
Source: RefSeq, a predicted model, not a curated record
UGAGUCAUUUGAAACUUGGGUGCCAGAACAAAGUGCUUGCGAACUGCCUCAUGAGACACUGCCUCCAUGUAGGUGGGAUAUACCUCUCAGAGCAGUCACAUUUUUUUCCUCUCCUCUCUCUCCUUCAAGCAGGCAAGAAUUCUGACGUUUUCAAGAGACCAGCUCUUCCCCGGGUGGCUCAAAGGACCCUGCCAUGUGGACUCUGCUCCUCCAGGUGGGGACUGGAGUUUUGAAAUAAAAUGGAUGAUUUGACGUUACUUGAUCUUCUGGAGUGCCCUGUGUGCUUUGAGAAGCUCGAUGUCACGGCCAAAGUCCUCCCUUGCCAGCACACCUUCUGCAAACCAUGUCUACAGAGGGUUUUCAAGGCCCACAAGGAGCUGCGGUGCCCCGAAUGCAGGACGCCAGUGUUUUGCAGCAUCGAGGCGCUACCGGCCAACCUGCUGCUCGUGCGCCUUCUGGAUGGCGUGCGCUCAGGGCAGAGCUCCGGAAGAGGGGGCUCCUUCCGCAGGCCCGGCACGAUGACCUUGCAGGAUAGCAGGAAAAGCAGGACCAACCCCAGACGUCUGCAGGCCAGUCCUUUCCGGCUAGUGCCUAAUAUCAGAAUCCACAUGGAUGGGGUGCCUCGAGCCAAGGCCUUAUGCAACUACAGAGGGCAGAGUCCUGGUGACCUAAGGUUUAAUAAGGGAGAUGUCAUUCUUCUCCGGAGACAGCUUGAUGAGAAUUGGUACCAGGGGGAAAUCAAUGGCAUCAGCGGGAUCUUCCCAGCCAGCUCUGUGGAAGUCAUCAAGCAGCUGCCCCAGCCACCCCCACUCUGCAGGGCCCUCUACAACUUCGACCUACGAGGCAAGGACAAGAGAGAGAACCAGGAUUGCCUCACCUUCCUCAAGGAUGAUAUCAUCACUGUGAUCAGCCGAGUGGAUGAGAACUGGGCAGAAGGCAAGUUAGGAGAUAAAGUAGGCAUCUUCCCCAUCUUGUUUGUAGAGCCAAACCUCACCGCAAGACACCUUCUAGAAAAGAACAAAGGUCGCCAGUCAUCCAACACAAAAAACCUGUCCCUGGUGUCCUCGUCCUCCAGAGGCAACACACCCACCCUCCGUAGGGGCCCAGGGUCCAGGAGGAAGGGACCUGGGCACUUUUCCAUCACAACAGCCUUGAACACUCUCAACCGGAUGGUCCAUUCUCCUUCGGGGCGCCAUAUGGUAGAGAUCAGCACCCCAGUGCUCAUCAGCUCCAGCAACCCUUCUGUGAUCAACCAGCCCAUGGAGAAAGCAGACGUUCCCUCCAGCUCGGCAGGGCAGGUCAGCACUUAUCACCCCGCACCUGCCUCUCCAGGACAUUCCACAGCUGUGGUCAGUCUGCCUGGCUCCCAGCAACACCUCUCAGCGAACAUGUUUGUAGCCCUGCACUCCUACUCAGCCCAUGGACCCGAUGAGCUGGACCUGCAAAGGGGAGAAGGCAUCAGGGUCCUGGGGAAGUGCCAGGACGGCUGGCUCAGGGGCGUCUCCUUGGUCACCGGGAGAGUUGGCAUCUUCCCAAACAAUUACGUCAUCCCUAUUUUCAGAAAGACUUCUAGUUUUCCAGACUCCCGGAGCCCUGGUCUCUACACCACAUGGACGUUAUCCACCUCCUCUGUGUCCUCCCAAGGCAGCAUUUCAGAAGGUGACCCCCGGCAAAGCCAUCCCUUCAAAUCCGUCUUUGUGCCCACUGCCAUAGUCAACCCUGUGAGGAGCACAGCCAGCCCUGGGACUUUAGGACACGGGUCUCUUCGGAAAGGGCGAAGCAGCAUGAGAAAGAGUAAGUGGUGGCAGAGAGAUGGAUCCCUGCAGAGACCCGUCCAGUCCGGGAUCCCCACUCUCGUGGUAGGCUCCCUCAGACGCAGCCCCACCAUGGUCGUUCGGCCUCAGCAGUUCCAAUCCUACCAGCCACAGGGGGUCCCCUCCUCCCCCUCAGCCAUGGUGGUGGAGAUGGGGCCCAAGCAUGCCCCCACGGGGGAGCCCGCCCUCACAUGCAUCAGCAGGGGCAGUGAGGCCCGGAUCCACUCAGCAGCCAGCUCUCUCAUCAUGGAAGGCAAGGAAAUCCCCGUCAAGAGUGAGUCUCUGCCAAAACCACCUGCGUCUGCCCCACCAUCCAUCCUGGUGAAACCAGAAAACUCAAGAAAUGGCAUCGAAAAGCAAGUCAAAACCGUGAGAUUUCAGAACUACAGCCCUCCUCCCACCAAACAUUAUACCUCCCAUCCCACCUCUGGAAAGCCUGAACAGCCAGUCACCCUCAAGGCAUCCCAGCCUGAAGGAGCCUCCAUGGGCCCAGAGAUGACCGUCCUAUUUGCCCACCGAAGUGGCUGCCACUCCGGACAACAGACAGACUUCCGGAGAAAGUCAGCUCCUGGCAAGGCCGCAACCCUGGUGCCCACUUCCUCAGCCAUGCAGACCGUGUUUCCCAGCAAAUGAACCUACGGGUGGCUUUUCCUAGACCCCAAAGAGAGUCUGCCUUGGUCAUCAUCCCAGGAGGAGUUUGUGACAACUGGGAUGCAGAAGAGAGCAAACAAUCUGCUGGGAUGGAAACUGCUCAAUGGAAAGUUUGUGGACUGCAUGAUAUUCCUUGACCAUGAGGGAUGGUACAGGGAUAGCAAUAGUCUGGCCUCCAAGACAGGAGAGUAAUAGGAGGAAGCAAAUCCAUCUUCACCCGCAGAAUUAAUGGGUGGUGGGCCAGAGUUGAGAAAAGCAAGUGAGUCAUAUGCUAUUACAGGUUACACCAGACUCUCAUCCCUCUGUUACUCACUGCUAUUGCCAAAGCCAAACUUUAUCUUGCUAAUUUCACAUAGCUUGGCACCUAGCAAAUGACAAGACAGGACAUCCAAUGCCUUCCAGUUUUGUGGUCUGGCCUGUCUCUCCAGAUCAGAUUUAGAGUGAUGCAGCAGAUGACUUAAUAUUCUCUUUGAUGUUCAAUCUGAAGAGGCCAAUGCUUCAGCACAAUGCCCACUAGCCAUCACCCCCAGCCUGAUUCCCCAUCAAGCAUCCUGCAUCCCUCUGCCACAUCUUUUUUCUUUUCCAGUCUGUCUUUUCGCAUGAUACCUUCUGACCCAAAGGAUUUCUAAUAAAACAUAGUGAUCAAGGAAAUAAAGACUUGGUACCUAAAGAGUCUCAGACAAGAAAAAAAUCCAUGAUGUUAUAAGAAAGAUAUCAAACUGCAAUGCUUACAAAGAGGCUAUUUCAAGUAGAAAGAUAUAAAUAUCACUUAUAACUAUGCAUCCUUUUAUGUUCAUAGAUAAAUCAUCAUCAAGAACAAACCAUUAAAAGACAUUCUCCCCAUUUUUUUAAAAAAUACUACAAUCUAAAAUACAACUUUAAAAUUACCUGUGCUAACCUACAAGAGACAUUGCUCACAUAAGUGAAAUUCAUAAAGACCCUGAGUUAUUUGAACCAUAUAUUUCAUCUUCUCCUCCUCUCUUAAGACAUCAAUAAGAAUGGGAUUUUUUAAAAGCGUAUGCUGCUCUGAUUAUCAAAGACAAUAACACAAACGCAGCAUCACUGAGAUAUGUCACUUGUUUCAAAGUUCAGAUCCUAAUUUUACACGGACACAUCCUCAGUGUUUCAUCCAGCCCUGCUUGUAAACAGGAGCCAGCAUUGGCCAAACCACGAGCACAGUAAGGAUUGCAUCUGAAGGCUACGGAAAUGCUUUCUUCUAUGUGAAGGUGUCACGUGCAGGGAUGAAACUGGCAGCCAUCUUUGAAUGUGAUGAAUAAUUUGGACUUCUUAGCCACACCCUUCUCUCUGUUAACCACAGGAAGAGGUGAUAGUACACCAUAAGAAGCCCCAGGGUUCUGGCUUUAUCUGCCAAGUGGUAGGUGAGAAGGGAAGAGAUGUGAUUGAGCACACUGGCUAUUUACACCUUGUUUUCAAAGCCCUCUUAGUCACAUUUCCAUCUUCAUGCAUUGGCUUCUGCCUUACAAUAGAGCAACAGGAAACCAUCGCUCUUAAUUUUUGCACCUGCUGUUUUCUAAGUCUCUGGGAGCUUUCCAUGAUGCCUAGUGGGGGUUUCAUAAGGAUUUAGCUUUUCCUUUGAAUAAACUAAAUAUUUUCUAAAACACAAAAUGAAGAAUGUGAUUUGUUUCCAGAAGCUUAGAAAAAGCUCCCCACUUUCCUUUUUUUUUUUUCUUGGGACAGAGUCUCGCUCUGGAGUGCAGUGGAGCGAUCUCGGCUCACUGCCACCUCCAUUUCCCAGGCAAAACCAAUUCUCCUGCCUCAGCCUCCUGAGUAGCUGGGACUACAGGUGUCCGCUACCUCACCUGGUUAAUUUUUUUGUAGUUUUAAUAGAGACAGGGUUUCACCAUAUUGGGCAGGGUGAUCUCGAACUCCUGACCUUGUGAUCCACCCGCCUCAGCCUUUCAAAGUGCUAGGAUUACAGGGGUGAGAAACCACACCCAGCCAAGCUCCCCACUUUCUAAAGUUUUCAUCUCUGGACUCUUGGUGUCAGCAUAAAGAUUCCAAAAGAUCAAGGAUCAAAAAGCACUGGAGGUGGCAGGGAGGAGGCAAGAAUGGGCUUGAAUGAUCACAAUGAGUCAAUCAGAAAUGUGCAGUAGAAGAGUUUGUUAAUGAUGUCUGAGUUCCAUCUCCCAGAAUUAUUGUUUCUUAUUACUACACUUUAGGUCAGACGGAAGGGGUGUUAAGAGUAAAAAGACUAAGAAGAAAAUGGAUAAAGAGAAAAAUACACACCUCCAUGAAAAUAAAAGCAGAAAAACUGUAGACUCUUGUCUCGUGUCUCUGCUUAUUUUUCUAAGUACAGUGUUUUAGUAGACCAAAGAGAAUCUUUAUGAGUUAAUAUAUAUGUGAAUAGUGUUUAUAAAAGGGGUAUAAUGUUAGUCAUUAUGGAAUAUUAUAUAAAUAAACCUUGCAUAUAUACAAUAUAUAAAUAUAGAAAAAUGAUUGCUUAGGGCAGUGGACACUUAAGGACUUCCAAACCUUUCAUAUCUUCAUCCCAAAAAAUAGAGAGAUCAGGGCUGGCGGCUUAUUUCCUUCGUAUAUUCCGCUGUAAAGCCAAGAGGUUUGGGGGCUUGUUUGCUGGUUUUGUAAUUUAUAAUGAUCUGUAUGGAUUACUCUGAAAUGUCUGUUGCAUGCGUGUGGGUGUUGUUUACCCACAUGGAGUCAUCAGAGAUUCGUUCCACACUUUGUAUCCUGGAAAACCAAAAGGAAUUUUCUAGUAAGAAGAAAAACAUACAGAAUAUGUCUUCACUGUUGGGUAACUCUCAAAUUUGUAGCACUCCAGAUUUCUUGUAAAACUGUGCUAAUGGGUGUUUAAUGUCAGGGUUAUUGUCUCUCACUUCAAUACCCAGUACUGGAUAAUGUUUCUCCUGGGAGCACAUAUUUUUUUUUCAAGUGCUUUUUUCCUGGACUUCACAUGUUCUUCUAGAAGGUAUCAGAAGUCAUGACCCUAAGCCACAUCCCUUCAGGACCACUUUCUACCAUCAGUUUUCAAAAAACUAUCCACAUGAUCCAUGUGUUAAUUCUGUUUUAUGUUCUGUGAUUCUGUGGUAGACUCAGUGCUUUCAGAGUCCAGAGCUUCACUUGGGUUCGUGGCCCUAACGAAGUGCUAAAUUUGCUCUUUACUACCGAGACUGAUCAGAAGAAGCAAAAGGGGAAAGGGGGCUCCCUUGCUGGAGAGGUCCACUCGCAUCUUUUACAUCAGACGAGAGGAGAACUGUGCGGGAAAUCUGUGCAUGAAACACCAUCUGCUCUUCAUGCAGGGAGGGUCAACCAUGUGAACCUGCAGAGAGUACUCAAGUCUCCUUUGCCAAAAAUGUGUAUUGUUCCCAGAUGUAAGUGUAUGAAGCCCAAUACAUCCUCUAGCAUGAGACAAUAAAACAUGUCUAUUUUCACUUAA